CUCGUUCACGAAAAGCGAAGAUGGUUUUCCCUGACAAGCUGAAAAGACUUUUUAUACAAGCAUAUCUCCUAGAGCGCUUUUCCACGGAAGAAGACGUUCUUAAUGUCUACCAAAGAGUCUGCGAAACUCUCGGACGACCGUAUGCCCGUGAGGACCUGUCAAGCUUCAUAUCAAAUAUGAAUCAAACAUUGGAUACAGUUGAUAUGGAGUUACGGAAGGGACAUGCGCCGCAAGACGGGACAACCUAUUAUGCCCUCGUCAACACCAAUGGCGACGAGGUGGCACAAAUGGCUACCGAAUGCACACCGACAGAGAUUACUUACUUCAAGCAUCUGAUUGAGAUCAUUGUACAUGCGGACGACGAUGUGUAUGAGCUUUCCUCAACCGUGGCCUUGUCGGAGGCGACAAGAAUAAAACCUGCAAUGACAAAGAGAGAUGCGGAAGCAUUUAUCGAUCGCAUGAUCAAGAAUAAGUGGCUGGUGGACAGGGAUGGAUUGAUAUCAAUGAGUCUACGAACAAUUCUGGAACUUCAAACGUAUCUGAAAGACCAGUAUCCUGAUAGAAUACAUGAGUGCACAUUGUGCAUGGAGAUCGUAACGACGGAUUACGAGCGAUGUAACGUUGCAAACUGCCAGACUCGGCUUCAUUCGCAUUGCAGCAGACAAUAUUUUUCGAGGAGAAAUCAGAAUGUUUGCCCAUCUUGCCAAAGCGAGUGGAGAGGUAUUCUGCUCGGAACUGGCGAGCAUCGGACAGGGAACACGGGGCGACGAACCUCGCGUAGAGUUUCUGCGAGCCAGUCAACAUUGAGUCUUCAAUGUGAUGAGGAAGAGGAGCAGGAGGACGAUGAGAAUGUAGACAUGAAUGGGACGGCUAAUGACAGCCCAGACGACAUGGUGGUAGAUCGACCGUUACGUCGAACAAGGGAUCGAGAUGCAAUUCCCACAAGUGCAGGUAGUUCUCGGAAAAGACCGAGAAGACCUUUAUAGAAAUAAAUUCCUGGAUGCUAUCAUUACAAGCGCCAUCGUCCGGAUACCGAAGCAGGUUGGGAUCUGAAGAGCACAAG
Spizellomyces punctatus DAOM BR117 is the source of this 1063-nucleotide messenger RNA. RefSeq lists its product as uncharacterized. The transcript has 5 exons. The record is from RefSeq and is a predicted model, not a curated record. Gene Ontology annotation, biological process: DNA damage tolerance; double-strand break repair via homologous recombination. Lineage: Eukaryota; Fungi; Chytridiomycota; Chytridiomycetes; Spizellomycetales; Spizellomycetaceae. Gene Ontology annotation, cellular component: nucleus; Smc5-Smc6 complex. Gene Ontology annotation, molecular function: ubiquitin-protein transferase activity. The coding region runs from base 21 to 986 and encodes 321 amino acids.